CACAAAUAUUUUAUGUAACAAUAUCUCUCCGCUGAAUUUCAAAGUUAAAAAACUUGAAUUAGGAUUAAAGAAAGGUUUUAUCAAGUUUGGACACACAAAGAAGAGCUUAAGAGAACCUGGAAAACUGCCAAACCAGAUUGAUACCCUUUUGGGGGAAUGACAUAUUAAAAAGGGUCAUAUGCAUAACAAAUCCUAUCUCAAACCACCCCCCAUUUUGACCUUGAUAGAGUUUUGCAAACACAAGAUACAUAUUUUCUUUCUUUCUGGCAGAAUGCUUUCUGCAGAAUAUUGAAAUCCUGGCAAGUUUCAAGGCCUUGAUUUUUCUGAUGAAUCUAUUAAGUUUGCUAUUUCUGAAUCUCCUUCUUGUAUUCUUCCCUGUUGAAGCACAAUUUAACUCUGUUGGAGAUGAAGGAUCUUCACAAGAUGGUGUCUCAAAUUUUCAACCCAGCCUGGCUAUUGUUAUAGGAGUUCUGUGUGUCAUGUUUUUUCUAACCUUUAUUCUCCUUAUGUAUGCCAAAUUCUGUCACAGAGGAGCUUCUGUUCGCCGUGAUUCACAGAGUCUUCCUGUACUAAUUCGAUCAACAUCACGAUACUCUGGAAUUGAUAAGACGGUAAUAGAGUCACUUCCUUUCUUCAGAUUCUCUUCUUUGAAAGGAUCUAAAGAUGGACUUGAAUGUGUAGUCUGCCUGUCGAAAUUCGAAGAUGUCGAAGUUCUCCGUUUGCUGCCUAAAUGCAAACAUGCCUUUCACAUUAACUGUGUUGAUCAGUGGCUUGAAAAACAUUCAAGUUGCCCUCUUUGCAGGUGCAAGGUCAGUGCUGAGGACCCAACAAUCUUCACAUAUUCAAAUAGUAUGCGAUUCUUACUGGGGAAUCAAUCUGAGCUUCAAGAGAACCCAAGUGUAGAGCUAUAUGUCCAGAGAGAGGAAAACCAUCAAGGAUCUUCAAGAUUUAGCAUUGGAAGCAGCUUCCGGAAGGUUGAAAAGGUUAACAAGGAUGAAGAAGCAUUAAUUCAAGAUGAAGAAGCUGAUGCAUCUGGUGAUAAUGAUCAAAAUAUCUUGCAUAAGUUCAAUCACAAGAUUAUCAUAUCUGAUGUUGUUCUCAAGAAUAGAUGGAGCAGUGUGAGUUCUUCUGACUUGAUGUUCUUGAGCUCAGAGAUGCUUCAAGAAACGUCAAGCAACAGAUUCUCUUCUUUGGAUUCUAACAAAGAGCAAUUCACAACUACUAGAACCAUGGAAGGCAAGCAAAUAAUGAAAAUCAAGGAAGAAAUGGAGAUGAAGAGAUUGUUUGAAAGCAAGUUUAGACCAAUUAACAAUUACCCUCCAGAUUCAUUUCCAGGUCAUCCUUCUACAUCAGAUUCAAAUGCGAUUUCUAGUCACAACACAUCAAGUCUUAUGAAUUCAGCUGGCAGAAGAUCAGUAUCUGAAAUCACUGCUCUUUCAAGAUUUAGAAAUUUGAGUAUCAAGAAUACAAUUAGAGAGUCUCUUUCAGGUGGAAACAAUAGAAAUGAGGAAAGACAGCGGCUGCUUUGGCUGCCAAUUGCAAGAAGAACAGUUCAGUGGUUUGCCAAUAGAGAAAGAAGAUCUGGGAACACAAAUCAGACAUUUGAUGUAUAAAAAUACUGAUCUCUUUUUCCUUUAUUAUAUUUUCUUCUUUUUCUUUUUUUUUAAUGAAAAGCAAUUUCAUAGGCAAUUUCACAUGGCUUGAAGUUCUUGAAAUAGCAUAGUACUUGUAAGUUAAAUCUUGAAUAGGAACAACUACAGACCCCCCCGGGUCCAAUCACGAGGCUCUAUCAAUAUUUUUCCAUGAAAGGGCAAGCCAGAUUGACAUGUUCUUGAUC
Messenger RNA from Hevea brasiliensis (rubber tree), 1837 nucleotides. Its product is annotated as E3 ubiquitin-protein ligase ATL42. The transcript has a single exon. NCBI's taxonomy places the organism in Eukaryota, Viridiplantae, Streptophyta, Magnoliopsida, Malpighiales, Euphorbiaceae. The record is from RefSeq and is a predicted model, not a curated record. The coding region runs from base 327 to 1613 and encodes 428 amino acids.